AGGGCAAAUAACUCACGUGCAGAGCAAAAUAAAAUAUGGCAUCAAAAGGUGGUAAAAGAUUAGUGAAAGGUGCUAAAAAGUUAGUUCAGAAGGUAUACCACCCUCCAUUCAUGAAAGUAAUAAUUCCAGCUGGACAAGCUGCAGCUGCUCCCCCAUUAGGCCCACAGUUGGGACAGCGAGGAAUUCAGAUUGCAGCAUUCUGUAAAGAUUUCAAUGAAAAAACUAAAGAAGUGAAGCCUGGUCUGCCUCUUCCUACUAGAAUCAAAGUGAAUCCUGACCGCAGUUUUGACAUUCGAAUUCAUAAACCAGUAACAAGUUAUUUCUUGAAGCAAGCAGCCGGCAUCCAGAAGGGAGCUAUGAAGCCAGGGCAAGAAGUAGCAGGGAAGGUGUCACUGAAACAUAUCUACGAAAUUGCAAAAAUUAAAAGUGAAGAUCCAACAUUUGAAAACUGUGAAUUGAAGAAUGUAUGCAUGAUAAUAAUUGCCCAAGCACAUUCGUUGGGUAUCGAGGUUGUCAAAGACAUUGACCCCCAGGAAUAUUCGCAAUUUCUUGAGGAGCGGCGAAUCACCGUGAGCCAGCAAGAAAGAGAACUCGAAGAACAAAGACAAGCCAAAAUGUUGCGGUUGUAACCAUAGUUAUUCAAAAUUAAUGAAACUAUUUUAAAGUCUGUGUCUGUCUGCAAGUCUUGACCGUCAGGAUCACCACUGUUUGUAUUAUUAUCCUUGUUUUUACUAACACUACUAGGUGCAAAAGCAUGACUCAUGGUAAGGAAGCUUAAUGCAAUGCGAUGUGUUUUUAAUAGUAAACAAACUAAUUUUUCAUAUAAUCGAAAAAUCAUUGCCAUUUUAACAGUAACUGUUAUGAAUUAAGCUUAUUGAACUGGUUUAGCUAAACUUGUUAACAUAAUAAAAUCAACAGGAACAGUUCCUUACUGUAUCAACCAUAUAGCCAUUAAUUGUGAACGAGUGUUCAUUCUUUGCAAUAUUUUGCAGAUGUUUCAUUAUGGUGUUUUAUGAGUGCUGUGUUGUGUGAUAAUAGUGCUAAUUAAAAUAAUAUUGAUUAUCAGUGCAGUAAAACUGACUAAACCAAUAUUUGAAUCCGUGUGUGUAUGUGUGUGUGUAAAGAAUGAAACCAGUCUUAAAUGGUCAUUUAGCCUAUUUAAACAAAAAAUGAAAAAUGCUGUUACUUUAAAAAAAAAAAAACCCAGAGAUUCUUUGAAACUUUAGUUAUGUGACUGCUAACUUGUAAAAUUCACAUAGAGUUUUCUGUAUACAUAAAGGGAGUGACGGUUAUUUGUUUGAAAGAAAAUGCACAUAGCCAAUAGAUUUGGUACACACAAGCAUACUGCAAUUAGCAGUGACAUCAUAAGUGUUUACUGUUAUACUUGCAGUCUAAUAUAAAAAGAAAUAAUAAAAUGAUAGUAUCUGC
Molecule: messenger RNA, 1428 nt
Organism: Gigantopelta aegis
Lineage: Eukaryota; Metazoa; Mollusca; Gastropoda; Neomphalida; Peltospiridae
Product: 39S ribosomal protein L11, mitochondrial-like
Exons: 4
Coding region: 36-629 (197 amino acids)
Biological process (GO): translation
Cellular component (GO): ribosome; mitochondrial large ribosomal subunit
Molecular function (GO): structural constituent of ribosome; large ribosomal subunit rRNA binding
Source: RefSeq, a predicted model, not a curated record